Messenger RNA from Brassica rapa (field mustard), 336 nucleotides. RefSeq names its product agamous-like MADS-box protein AGL80. The record is from RefSeq and is a predicted model, not a curated record. Gene Ontology annotation, molecular function: protein dimerization activity; DNA binding. NCBI's taxonomy places the organism in Eukaryota, Viridiplantae, Streptophyta, Magnoliopsida, Brassicales, Brassicaceae.
AUGGGAAGACCAAAAGUGAAGUUGGCUUGGGUCGAGGAACGAAAGAGAAGAGCUACUGUUUGCCAGCGGAGAAUGAAAGAAUUGAUUCAAAUGGCUGAAGAACUAACCAUCGUUUGUGAUAUGAGUGCAUGUUUGGUCUUUUACAACCGUAAAAAUGGUAAGCUGGUGGUGUGGCCAUCUCUGGAGGAGGCUCAAUCUCUCAUCGACUGCUAUAACGCAUUACCGGAAACCGAGAGGAACAUGAAGGCGGAUGAUGAAGAGUCAUCAUUCAUCAAGACCAUUACCAAGGAGAUCGAGAAGAAACUAGAGCUUUCUCGGAAGGCUAUCAGGAGUUGA